GAAGGACAUAUAUUAAAUGUAGGAAUAACCUAAAUUUUAGCUUUCGAACAGUACCUAUAUCUAUUUUUGAGUGGUCAAAAAAAUUAAAAAAAUAUUUUUGUGGUUAUGGCUUCCAAUAGAAAAUUCCGUUUUGCUAUCGAUCGGGGUGGCACUUUUACAGACGUAUUUGCAAAAUGCCCAGGUGGAAAAAUUCGUGUCCUAAAAUUACUUUCAGAAGAUCCUCAGCAUUACGAUGAUGCACCAACAGAAGGCAUCAGGAGAAUUUUACAGGAAGAAACUGGUAAUGCACUAGCAAGCGAUGGAAACGUAGACAGUUCCCUGAUAGAAUGGAUACGGAUGGGAACGACAGUGGCCACUAACGCUCUUUUGGAACGUAAGGGCGAAAAAAUGGCAUUCGUGACCAACAAAGGUUUCAGAGACAUUCUUCUCAUUGGAAAUCAGGCUAGACCCAAAAUAUUCGAUCUGGCUAUGUUGGUAUAUCCACAAUGUAGGUAUUUAUUUUUCUUCACAGGUUUUAACCAUGUUUCACUUUCUCACCAAGUCAUACCGAUGGUUAGAAUCGUCCCUAGAGGAUUCACUUCUUGUGCAGAUGCUUAUCUUACGCCUCAUGUCAAGAGGUACGUGGAAGGUUUCUCCAAGGGUUUCAAAAACAAUUUGGAAGGAACAAGAGUUCUUUUCAUGCAGAGCGAUGGUGGUUUAACACCAAUGCAAAGUUUCAAUGGUGCAAGGGCCAUCCUGUCUGGACCGGCAGGAGGAGUUGUUGGUUAUGCUGUCACAACGUGGCAAAAAGAAACAAACUUACCUGUUAUUGGUUUUGAUAUGGGGGGUACCUCGACUGAUGUAUCGAGGUUCUCUGGAAAUUAUGAACACGUAUACGAAAGUACCACCGCUGGAGUGACCAUUCAAGCGCCACAGCUAGAUGUAAAUACAGUUGCGGCAGGCGGAGGAUCUAUGCUCUUCUUCAGAUCCGGCAUGUUCGUAGUUGGCCCUGAAUCAGCUGGAGCUCACCCUGGUCCAGUCUGUUACAAGAAAGGGGGUCCUUUAACCGUAACAGAUGCGAACUUGGCAUUGGGUAGGCUUUUACCUGAAUAUUUUCCAAACAUCUUUGGCCCCGAUGAAGACUCUCCUUUGGACGAGGAACAAACUAUUAAAGAAUUCCAACUACUGACGAAGGACAUAAACGAGUUUUUGAAUGCACAAGAUGAAUCUGAGAAAUCUAUGUCUGUGGAGGAAGUUGCGAUGGGAUUUGUCAGAGUUGCGAAUGAAGCUAUGUGUCGACCGAUCAGAGCCCUGACUCAGGCCAAAGGCUAUGAUACAGCGCGCCAUGCAUUGGCUUGUUUUGGUGGUGCGGGAGGCCAACAUGCUUGUGCUAUUGCGAGAUCUUUGGGAAUGACCACUGUCUUCGUUCAUAAAUACGCAGGAAUUCUCUCAGCAUACGGAAUGGCUUUAGCGGAUGUUGUCCACGAAUCUCAGGAACCUUGCGCUAAAGCCUACCUACUAGAAAACUUCUCCUAUUUCAACGAACGUUUGUCGGAACUUAAAGAACAAUGCAAGAGCGAACUGAAGAAACAAGGCUUUCCUGAAACACAUAUUGUUUUGGAGCCGUAUCUGCAUAUGCGAUAUGAUGGGACAGACUGCGCGUUGAUGUGUGGACCAACAUAUUCUGGGGAGAUCAGCCCUACUCACGGAGACUUUAUGAAAACAUUUGUUGAUCGUUACAAAUCCGAAUUUGGUUUCGUCAUUCAGAAGAGAAACGUUAUAGUAGAUGAUAUUAGGGUGAGGGGUAUCGGAAAAAGUGAUCUGGAGGAAGAAGAUCUAAUAGCAACCUCAACUUCUUUUCCCAUUCCUGAAUCUACCAAAAAAGUAUAUUUCGAAGGAGGAUACCAAGAUACAAAUAUUUAUCUUUUGAAAAGCCUACACGCACAUCAAGAACUGAAGGGGCCGGCCAUCAUCAUGGACCAAUUGAGCACGAUUUUAGUAGAACCCGAUUGUACUGCUGUGAUUACGAAAUACGGAGACAUCAGAAUAAAUAUUGGUUCGGGAAAAGUCAAGGAAAUCGGUCCAGAUCUGGAUUCUAUUCAAUUGAGCAUAUUCAGUCAUAGGUUUAUGAGUAUUGCUGAGCAGAUGGGAAGAAUUCUCCAGCGUACUUCAAUAUCAACCAACAUCAAGGAACGUCUCGAUUUUUCAUGCGCCCUCUUCGGUGCAGAUGGCGGACUAGUUUCUAACGCACCUCAUAUUCCUGUCCAUUUGGGAGCUAUGCAGGAAGCCGUGCAGUACCAAAUGAAGACUAGAAAAACUUUCCACGAGGGAGAUGUCAUACUUUCCAAUCACCCUGGCGCUGGUGGAUCACAUUUGCCAGAUUUCACCGUUAUCACUCCAGUUUUCUACAAGGGCAGCAGUGAUCCUAUCUUCUUCGUGGCUAGUCGUGGUCAUCAUGCAGACAUCGGUGGCAUCACUCCUGGUUCAAUGCCUCCACAUUCGACUAGCUUGGAUCAAGAGGGCGCUGCUUUCAAAUCAUUUCUUUUGGUGAAACAGGAUGUAUUUCAAGAAGAUGAAUUUAGUGAAGCUAUCAGGAAAGCCGGGGGAAGAAACCUGUCUGACAAUAUCUCUGACUUGAGGGCUCAAGUAGCGGCGAAUAAAAAAGGUAUUGAUUUGGUAUGCGAGCUCAUAGACCAGUAUGGCUUGGGAGUCGUUCAAGCCUAUAUGGGUCACAUUCAAACUAACGCCGAAUUGUCUGUGAGAGAUAUGCUGAGAGAGGUGGCAAAAGAUGCGAAACAGAGGACAGGUGAGUCACUACUCGAAGCUGAGGACUUCAUGGAUGACGGUUCUUCAAUAAGGUUGAAAGUCAACUUGGACGAGAAGGAGGGAUCUGCAUAUUGCGAUUUCAGUGGCACAGGAGCUGAGGUGUGGGGCAACUGCAAUGCGCCCAAAGCAAUAACUCUAUCGGCCCUAAUUUAUUGUCUGAGAUGUAUGGUCGGCCACGACGUGCCUCUGAAUCAGGGCUGCCUAGCUCCCGUUAAAAUAAACAUUCCCAAAGGGUCAAUUCUGGAUCCCAGCGAUAAUGCAGCUGUCGUUGGAGGAAAUGUUCUAACCUCACAAAGAGUUGUCGAUGUGGUACUCAAAGCGUUCAAAGUGUGUGCCGCAUCCCAAGGCUGUAUGAAUAACAUCACUUUCGGCAGCGAUACUUGGGGGUGUUACGAAACUGUCGCAGGUGGUAGUGGAGCA
This is a messenger RNA of Leptinotarsa decemlineata (Colorado potato beetle), 3225 nucleotides long. RefSeq names its product 5-oxoprolinase. Gene Ontology annotation, biological process: glutathione metabolic process. Gene Ontology annotation, cellular component: cytosol. The record is from RefSeq and is a predicted model, not a curated record. Gene Ontology annotation, molecular function: 5-oxoprolinase (ATP-hydrolyzing) activity. Lineage: Eukaryota; Metazoa; Arthropoda; Insecta; Coleoptera; Chrysomelidae.